CCAUUAACUGAGACAAAUCAUAGGGCUUCUCCUAAUGCUGAAAUGCGUGUGAGCAGAAUCAAAAAUGAAACUGAAGCAGGAUAAAACAAUCACAGGAGGCUUGACUUUACUCAGAGACUCUGUGUUGCAUCAUGCAGAACUGUUUCAGCAGUUUCAUCUGCGUGGGGGAAACAAAGAAUGUAUUUUCUCUCCUGUGGCGGGACACAAGGCAUUUUUCAUCUAAGCACAAGCCAAAAGAAAGAGUAGCGUUACAAUCGGCGUUUCCUCUUGGAAGAAUUUACUCUUUAAUGUAUUCAAACCAAAUCUACAGUUAGGUUAUGCUGCACCACAAAUCCUGUGAAAUCAUGUACCGUGAAUGUAGCAUCAGUGAUUUGACGUUUUCCAACAGCUUUGGUGCUUUGAACGAGACGUAUGGGGCCUCAUUUCCAGGCUGUAAACGGGGCACCAGAGGUUAAAUAGUUCAACCGCCGAGUUGUACCCGACAGCCGUUAAUAUAAUCUCCCAAAAAAGGCCUUUUUAAAAAAUCUCCCCUGCUUUAUACUGUCAUAAUCAGGAAGGACGAGGUAAAGUGAAGAAAAAUAAACCGUCUAAUGCAGGGGGUGGGGUGGUGGGGGGGGAUCUCUGCAUUGCAGCAAAAAUGCUUUUUAAGAGGAAGAGGGGAGCCUGCACACUGUGAUCUGUGUGGCACAGCACAGCCGACCAAUAAUGUUCCACCCUGUUGGCCCUUCAGCCAAUUGCAGCUGCAGUGGAGGUUAAAGAUUGACAAUCGGAAGGAGAGCAGCAGGGAGAGCAAGGGCCUUCUGGAAAAUUCCACAGCCAUCUUUGAUUCACCCUGUACAGCCUUGUAUAAAAUCCAGUCUGGCUGAGGAGGAGAUAAAGACAGAGUCUGAUGUGGUAGAGGGGAUGGAUGCCUCCGCGCGCUCCAAAGACCCACCGGGGUUGGCAGAACGGACGGCGGGACCACAGAAACGAAAGGUGUCGAGUCCCACCCAUUCUUCCAAUGGACACUCUCCCGCAGACACCUCCCCCAGCCCCCUCAAGAAAAAGAAGAAGCCUGGGGCCGUCAACAGUAACAGCAAAGACCAGUCAGAGCUAAGACAUGGUCCCUUUUACUAUAUGAAGCAGCCAGCACUCACCACAGACCCUGUUGAUGUUGUACCGCAGGACGGCAGGAACGACUUCUACUGCUGGCUGUGCCACCGCGAGGGUCAGGUGCUCUGCUGUGAGCUCUGCCCCAGGGUGUACCACGCCAAGUGCCUCAAACUACCAGCCGAGCCCGAGGGCGACUGGUUCUGUCCAGAGUGUGAGAAAAUUACAGUAGCUGAAUGCAUUGAAACUCAGAGCAAAGCAAUGACAAUGCUGACGACAGACCAGCUUUCUUACUUGCUGAAAUUUGCACUCCAAAAGAUUAAACAGCCUGGGGUAAGGAUGGUUUCUGAGUCCUUUUCAUGUCCAAGAAUGUUUCAUGUUCUCACAAAAAAAAAGUCCAGUAGGUUUAUCGAUGAUGCUUGUGUGUUUUGUUUUGGACAGACUGAGCCCUUUCAGAAGCCCGUGUCUCUGGAACAGCACCCAGACUAUGCAGAGUACAUCUUCCACCCUAUGGACCUUUCUACUUUAGAAAAGAAUGUCAAAAAGAAAAUGUACGGCUGCACUGAAGCUUUUCUAGCUGAUAUGAAAUGGAUCCUACACAACUGCAUCAUCUAUAAUGGAGGUAAUCACAAAUUAACAGCCACGGCAAAAGUCAUUGUCAAGAUCUGUGAACAUGAGAUGAAUGAGAUCGAGGUGUGUCCAGAGUGCUACCUGUUUUCAUGCCAGAAAAGGGAGAACUGGUUCUGUGAGCCAUGUAGUCAACCGCACCCUUUAGUGUGGGCCAAGCUGAAGGGCUUCCCUUUCUGGCCGGCUAAAGCUCUUCGUGAAAAGGACGGGCAGGUUGACGCUCGCUUCUUCGGACAGCACGACAGAGCCUGGGUUCCCAUCAACAACUGCUACCUCAUGUCCAAAGAGAUCCCCUUCUCUGUCAAGAAAACAAAAAGCAUUUUCAACAGCGCCAUGCAGGAGAUGGAGGUCUACGUGGAAAACAUUCGCAAGAAGUUUGGGGUCUUUAACUACGCACCCUUCCGCACUCCCUACACGCCGAACAACCAGCUGCAGAUGCUGCUGGACCCCUCCAACCCCAGCGCCGGCGCGGUGAAGACCGAGAAACCGGAUAAACUCCGCUUCAACUUCGACAUCACCGCCUCCCCGAAGAUGGUCCUCAGCAAGAGCUCCACGCCCAGCGGCAUGAGCCGGCGGGUCUCAAUGACGGACAUGCCCCGGUCUCCCAUGAGCACCAACUCCUCAGUUCACACUGGGUCCGACGGGGAGCAGGAUAUGGAAAAGGCCAGCAGGAAUCCUGCCUUCCACUACAGCACCGGUGAAGAGUCAAUGGACUGUAGUGCCUCUCCAGUCUCGGGGAAAGCAGUGACUGGCAGCCCGAAGCCCCCCAACCCCGGACUGGUACCCAAACAGGAGAGGACUGCAGGCACAGGGAGCAUCCUCAACCUCAACCUGGAUCGAGUGAAGGCUGAAAUGGACCUGAAGGAGCUCAGUGAAACUGUGCAGCAACAACAACAGCACCAGCAGCAAGCAGUGUCGGCUGCAGUCCCAAACCCAAAGAGACCCAUCAGAAGUCUGGACAAGACGAUCGAAAGCUGCAAGGCACAGCUCGGGAUUGAUGAAAUAUCUGAAGACGUGUACAAGGAUGUGGAUCACAGUGACUCGGAGGACUCAGAAAAGUCAGACUCAAGCGACAGCGAGUUUCUCAGUGACGAGGAACAUAAGCCAAAGAGCGCCACCCCAGACGAAAAGGACAAAACAGAGAAGAAAAGGCCCAAAGGAGGCUCGGAGAGAGAGAAUAAAGAAGGAGUUGCACAGACAGGGGAUAAAGGCACCCCUGAACCCCUGCUCAAAGAGAAGCUCAGCAGCGGUGGUGCAGACCGAGACCACCAGGACAAACCCAGAACACCCCAGUCUCAACCCCUCGCUGAAAAGGCCAAAGUCCCCGAGGAGGUCAGAGCACCUGCCGCCACAUCGGCAGCUGAGCAGGACUCGGACUCUGAAAGGGAGCUGGUGAUCGACCUGGGAGAUGAACACGGAGUCCGUGACUCCAAGAGAGCCAAACGAGACCCCGGGUCCUCCGGCGCCAAAGCUCCCAAAGAAUCCAACGCCGGCAAGUUGGAAGCUUCUGCUCAGCCCGGUGCCACCACCACUGCCAGCGGCUCUGCCAGCGCCCCCUCUCCUGCCGCCACCACCAGCACCACCACCACCACCACAUCUCCGGCACCUGCAGCCGUGAAGAAGCAGCGCCCCCUACUGCCCAAAGAGACGGCCCAGGCUGUGCAGCGGGCCGUGGUCUGGAAUCCCACCAAGUUCCAGACGUCCUCCCAGAAGUGGCACAUGCAGAAGGUGCAGAGGCAGCAGCAGCAGCAUGGCGAGAAUGCGACUGCGCAGACGCAGGCUCCGGGCCAGGCGCAGACCCGCAGCCCCCAGCAGCCGCAGUCACAGCAGGGGAGCGGCUCCUCCAGCACCCGCUACCAGACCAGACAAGCAGUCAAGGUGCAACAGAAAGACCCGCCUCAGGGUGCGUCCUCGUCAACAGCUGGCCAGGUCACAUCUGGAUCCUCCCUGGUAUCGGGAGACCUGCAGAUCCCCACCGUCUCGGCAGAUGUAGCUGCAGAUAUUGCUAAAUACACAAACAAAAUCAUGGACACAAUAAAGGGGACAAUGACUGAAAUCUACAACGACCUCUCCAAAAGCACAUCAGGGAACACAAUUGCAGAGAUUCGACGGUUAAGAAUAGAAAUUGAAAAGCUUCAGUGGCUGCAUCAGCAAGAGUUGUCAGAGAUGAAGCACAAUCUGGAGCUGACGAUGGCCGAGAUGAGGCAGAGCCUGGAGCAGGAGCGGGAGCGCCUUGUGGCCGAGGUGAAGAAGCAGAUGGAGCUGGAGAAGCAGCAGGCGGUGGAUGAGACCAAAAAGAAACAAUGGUGUGCCAACUGCAGGAAGGAGGCCAUCUUCUACUGCUGCUGGAAUACGAGUUACUGCGACUACCCCUGCCAGCAGGCCCACUGGCCAGAGCACAUGAAGUCCUGCACGCAGUCGGCCACAGCCUCCCAGCAGGAACCAGAGGCGGAGCCCAGCUCAGACCCCGCAGCAAAACCAUCAGGCCUCUCUCCCGCCACACAGACCCUGCCCUCAGGCGCUGCAUCCACAACAGACAAAAGCAACUCCCCCACAUAUAUGGACAAAAGCAAGGACAGUGCUGGUGUUACUGUGACCUAACUACAACACUACAGGCUCUCUUUUUCUAAGGCCACUGUUUGGCUGGUGGCCUGAAACCUGGUGCUCCAUGGCCUGCACCUCUGUGACAAAUCACUUUUUUUCUCAUUCCUGUUUGUGCAUCUGCUUGGUGGACUUUUUUUUUCUUUCUUUUUUUUGGGUUCACAGUUUCUAUGUAUAAGUUCAAGUGCGUUCACCAUGUGAAAGUAGUUUGUCUCAAGACGUAAAUGUAAUUCUGUAUGUUUUCAAACUGUAAAAUUUAUGUUUGAGCUCUGUUACCACUGUUCCAGCUGUGAGCAUGAUUGUAUCAACCCACAGAAUAUUUCCUACAUUACCAACUUCAGCACUGCUCUACAGACUUGUUGGCUGUUUUAUUUCUGUGGUUCGUUCUCCAUAUUGAGAGACAAAACACUUUCAACAGUCUUCAACGGCGAAUAUACGUUUAUUAUGGUGCCAUCAGAGAUCUUUUCAGUUAUGCAACUUCCACCCAUCAUCUCAUCCACGUCUGCAUCACGAAAGCUGAGGCAUUUUUUGUAAUGCAAGUUCAAAGAUUACAUUUCAACAUUGUCGUCUUUCUGUUAGUGGUGGGCUUUUUUUUUCUCAUGCCAGUUUUGUAUUGCAGCUUCACAUUGUAUAGGCCUACAUUAAAAAAAAAUAUCGGAUUUAUAAAAAAAUAUAACUAAAAAAUUUAAACUGUACAAAGUUUUUUUUAAAAAGAAAAAUACCUGAACAAUAUUUAUAGUGUUAUAUGUUUUUAUAGUAUGUUUAUUGAAAUCACAUUUCUAUGUGUCUAAAAGAAGAAAAAGUUAUUUGAAAAGUUAAGUACUUUUCUUUGAAUGUCAGUUCUGAGCAAAGACUUUGUUGAACCGGUUAUCCAAAGCUGAUGUAAAUCCUGGUCAGACUGUGUCUUAAGAACUGGGUGGACAUAAAUAGAAACUGCGUUUUGGCUGGAUAUUAUUUCCUGUGCGCAUGUCUGUUUUGAACUUGUGUCUUGUUCUUGUUUACAUAUUGUACAUAAAGUAAAUGGAACCGUGAAGAGAAAAAAAAUAAAAAUGCACUUAUUAAUGUG
Salarias fasciatus (jewelled blenny) is the source of this 5383-nucleotide messenger RNA. Its product is annotated as protein kinase C-binding protein 1-like. The coding region runs from base 904 to 4317 and encodes 1137 amino acids. Gene Ontology annotation, biological process: regulation of DNA-templated transcription. The transcript has 19 exons. Gene Ontology annotation, molecular function: transcription corepressor activity; protein binding. Gene Ontology annotation, cellular component: cytoplasm; nucleus. The record is from RefSeq and is a predicted model, not a curated record. Lineage: Eukaryota; Metazoa; Chordata; Actinopteri; Blenniiformes; Blenniidae.